AUGCCGGACUCAAAUGAGAAGGGAGCUGGCACCACCGGCAACAAACGUCCACGUAGCGACGACGCCGAUGGGGACGAAACAGCGCCUCAACAUGAAAUACCCGAUAAUGCGAGCGUUCCCAAGCCAAAACGACUGGCAUGUAUGAUAUGCCGGAAGCGCAAGCUCAAAUGCGACGGAGUCAGACCUAGCUGCAGUACCUGCUCCCGUCUUGGUCAUACUUGCGCCUACGACGAACAGCGGAGGAAGAGUGGUCCUAAGCGUGGUUACGUCAAGGCUUUGGAGGAGCGACUGAGUGAGCCUCUUCCCGACAUACCAUCGACAAUUGGAUUUACUGACGAACCUCCGCAGAAUAUUCCAAAGAACAUCAAUGUCGCAAUGUCCGGACCACCUCAGACAGCAUCCCCUGCGAAUCUUAAUAUCUCAAAUGCGUCUAUAAAUCUCACCGGGGAUCAUAGUAUGGACCAGCACUGGAACUUCACCGAUAAGUCGCCGCAGCAAGGUGCCAUGGACGACUUCAAUUUCAAUGCCAGUCUAGAUAUGGGCAUGAACAAUGUUGGUGGUACUUUCACGUGGGAAAUGAUUGGUCUGGGACUCGAGGAGCCUCUGCCUCCCCAAGAAACCAUUGACGAGCUUCACCAGAUUUAUUUCGAGAAGGUUCAUCCGUCUAUUCCCAUGAUUCACAAAUACCGUUACCUUGCCGCCAUGAAUCUUGCUCCGAACCAAAGACCGCCGGUUUGUUUGCGAUAUGCCAUGUGGACUCUCGCAUGCACCAUAACAGAUAAGUAUGCAGAUCUGAAAGAUCUCUUCUACCGCAGAGCGCGGAAGUAUGUUGAAGCAGAUUACGUCAAGGGUUAUGGAGAACACAUGAUCUCUAUUGCUCACUGCCAGACACAUACUCUGCUGGCCUCUUAUGAAAUGAAGAUGAUGUAUUUUCCCCGGGCCUGGAUCAACACUGGCUCUGCUAUCCGCCUGGCUCAAAUGACUGGUCUCCAUAGACUAGACGGGACGGGCCUCGACGUCAAGCAAUGUCUUGCGCCACCGAAGGAUUGGACAGAGCGAGAGGAACGGCGUCGAACAUUCUGGAUGGCUUUCUGUCAGGACCGGUAUGCCAGUAUUGGCACGGGCUGGCCCAUGACCAUCGACGAACGCGACAUCAUGACCAAUCUCCCUGCCUCAGAAGAUGCCUUCAUCAUGAGCAAACCCGAGCAGACACAGUCACUAUCAGAAUGCACUAGCCCCAUGGGUGCAGGUAAGCUGUCGCCUUUUGGAGGUAUCGUGCUCAUGGCCUGCCUGUUUGGCAGAAAUCUGGUACAUCUGCACCGUCCUGAUGCCGAUGACCUUGACAACGACCUGAAUGGUCCGUUCUGGAAACGACACCGCCAGAUGGACAAUAUUCUCCUUAACACAUCCCUCUGUCUUCCUCCCCAACUCAAGCUUCCCACUGGCUUGUCGAAUCCUAAUAUUGUCUUCACAAACAUGAGUAUCCAUACCUCGACCAUCUGUCUACAUCAAGCCGCUAUCUUCAAAGCGGAGAAGAACAACUUGCCCGCAUCGGUCAGUGCCGAAAGCAAAGUCAGAUGCAUCACAGCUGCCAACGAGAUUGCCAGCAUCAUGCGCAUGAUUUCCCAUAUGGAUCUCUCAACAGUGAACCCGUUCAUAUCCUUCUGCCUAUACGUAUCAGCGCGAGUAUUUGUGCAGUACCUUAAGAGCCGACCGGACGAUAGCCAAACGGCAGACUCACUUCGUUUCUUGCUCUCUGCAAUGAACGCGCUGAAACGCAGGAAUCCAUUGACUGAGUCGUUCCUCGUUCAGCUCGAUGUCGACCUCGAAGCACUUGCACUGAGAAUCCCCAAGCUGAAGACAGCCUUCCCACGCAAUAACGAUGCACCUACCAAUCCAGGAGCGCCCAGAGGUGCUAGGUGUGACAACCCGGAGGGAAUGCAGGGUAUAGCAGCAUAUCGUAAUGAAUGCAACUAUAUGCAACCCUCGAGAGGUGACGGGAAUCAAACCGAUCUUGUUGAACCUAAUCAUAGCGUACCAGAGAUCACGACCGCUGAAGAGAGUUUCGCUACACAGGCUUGGAUGUCGUCUGACCAACAAUUACCCAUUCUUACACCGAGCUCAGGGGCGACGUUCGAAAAGACUGGAUCUGGCAGUCGGACAAUGUCUGGUUUUGGCGACGUCACAGGUGACAGCCAAGAUGCUUCAGGAUCGCCUGAUGGAUUGACAUCAAAUCGACCUACACCAAAUUCGAGCUCAGGAUCUGACCAGCGGAACCAUCUGGCCCCCGGGCAGCUGAACGGAUCCGGACACAACUCUUUCAACGCGAGCCCAAUGUCGCCAAACCAGACUUUGAUGAACCCGGGAGUUCUCGAUGGGAGCACACAAGGAUUCUUUUCGGACACAGCUGGAUUUACGAUGCCGAGCAGCCUUGACCAGAGUGGAGGCUUUUCAAUGCCCGAUGGUUGGGGAGACAUUCAAGGACAAUCAGGGAUACCACAAGUUGGCGAGGGCGUUUUACGGGCGUUGAUGAAUAUGGGACCAAUGGACGCCAUGGAUUUGGGAACAUGGGAAGCAAAGGACACCUGA
This is a messenger RNA of Fusarium tjaetaba, 2589 nucleotides long. RefSeq names its product Zn(II)2Cys6 transcriptional activator. Gene Ontology annotation, biological process: DNA-templated transcription; regulation of DNA-templated transcription. The transcript has 6 exons. Bases 1 to 2589 code for a protein of 862 amino acids. Gene Ontology annotation, molecular function: zinc ion binding; DNA-binding transcription factor activity, RNA polymerase II-specific; DNA binding. Lineage: Eukaryota; Fungi; Ascomycota; Sordariomycetes; Hypocreales; Nectriaceae. The record is from RefSeq and is a predicted model, not a curated record. Gene Ontology annotation, cellular component: nucleus.